Geodia barretti is the source of this 2504-nucleotide messenger RNA. The record is from the annotation of a GenBank genome assembly. NCBI's taxonomy places the organism in Eukaryota, Metazoa, Porifera, Demospongiae, Tetractinellida, Geodiidae.
CGUGGGUGAUAGUAACGUACAACGAUGGUUGGCCCUUACUGCGCCUCCAGGGGGUUUCUAGCAACUCUGACUCUACUAUGGCUCUCAUCUUUGUGUUGGACCGAAACCUGUCCGUCGUACCAGGUCGGUGAACAUGGAUCCCAGCAGCGGCGAAAAGGGAUUAACGGAAACACUGUUUACAUCAACACUAUUGACUCUGCACCUUGUGCUGGAGAAGUGUACGGAUGGCGACUCUGUUUUAUGUCCGCUAAUGCUGGGACUAGGCUACAGAUGUCUAUGUAUCGUGAAGACGGUGACAGCUACCCUAUCGUCAAUGGAAGUGUCUAUGACCUGACUCUCCAGACUGGUAUCUUUUCAUACAGUUGCCUGGACAGGUUCCUUGAAGAGUCGGACCAUUUUUCUAUUGAGCAAGGAGAUAUGGUGGCUGCAUGUUGGAGCAGUCGCAGUAGAGUCAACAUUUUCAGCCAGAAUGACUCAAAACAGUUAGUUUCAGGUGGCUCUUGCUCCCAGGAUGUGAUUAAUCAACAUAGUCAAACAGAUAACCGAGAAAUCUUACUUUCAGCCUACAUCAAUGUAAAUGAAUGCCUACUUGGAGAGGCCAUGUGUCACAAUAAUGCUGCAUGUUCUGAUGUGGUGGGAGGAGAGAACAGCUACAACUGUACCUGCAAUCUUGGAUUCACUGGGGAUGGAUUCUCUUGUAUUGUUAAUGGUGGGAUGGAAGGUAGUGAAAACAGUACUUCUGAAGGUGAUGGUGGAGGUGUCAGUGGAGGUGUGGUGGCAGGAGUUGUGGUGGUUCUUCUUCUGGUUGUGGGAGCACUGGCUGUGGCAGCUGGUCUGGUUGGCUGGGUCCUCUACAGGAGAAAGAGGCUGGGCCAACAACAACUAACAGCAGGCACACUCAACAGUAUUGACAAUGAGGUAUAUGGGAAGCACUACGAGAUGGCACCAGACUACAAUGCCACCCCAUACGAGGUCCCUCAAGAGAGCCUCAGGAAAGAUGGGUUCAGUUCACAACAUUUCCAACCAGAUCUCGUCUAUGAGACAACUGCAGGGGCAAACAUUUACGCCUCACCUGCUCCACCUCAAGAAUCCUCAUUCAUCUAUGAGCUCCCUGGGAAUAUAUAUGAGCAGACGGUGGCUGCUGAGAAUAUCUAUGAGUCUGCAAGUCCGUAUGAAUGUCCGUCUCAGGAUGAAACUGGUCUCUACGAACAGAUCAGAUCAUAUAGCAUCAAUGUCAUAUCACGUAAAGAUAUCAAAAUCCUUUCCCACCUGGGGUGUGGUCAGUUUGGGUCUGUUAAUAAGGCACAGUGGACUAAUGGUCGAAGACAAACGACUGUGGCAGUGAAGACUCUGACAGACUCGGCCAACACUGUCAAGUUUCUCCAGGAGGCAGCCAUCAUGGCCCAGUUCAGACACCCCAACAUUCUCACUCUACAUGGAGUAGUCAGUGCUGGCCACCCAAAAAUGAUAGUUGUGGAGCUGAUGAACAAUGGAGACCUCAAGGAGUAUGUGACUCGUAUGAGACCUGACCCAGGGCAGCUAGUGGGAGAUAAUGUACCACAUCAACUACUGGACUUCUCCAAACAAGUGGCUCUGGGUCUCCACUACCUCUCGUGCAGGGGAUUUGUCCACAGAGACUUGGCUGCCAGGAACAUACUGGUCUCCAACAUGACUUGCAAGAUAUCCGAUUUUGGAAUGUCGAGGGAUCUGGCUGAUGAGGAUAUCUAUGUGUCUCAUGGAGGAGUGAUCCCAAUGCGCUGGACUGCCCCUGAGGCCUACACUCAUAAGAGAUACUCCACAGCCAGUGACGUGUGGAGCUAUGGCUGUGUCCUCUACGAGAUAUGGAGUCUUGGACACAAGCCUUUUGAAACGACCCAAAUCAGAAAAGUUUGUAACCUGUUACUGUAGCCUUUACCAGGGGAUUGCAGUAUUAAACAAUUAUCCUGAGUUUAGGGGAUGAUCUUCCACUGAGUAAUUAUUAAGAUUGGUACAAGAAACCCAAAACUUAAUGUACAAUGUUUUUAAGUUCCAAGAGGGGUUGACUUGGAGGGGGCUGACCCUAUGGUGUGCCACAAGUAAGCUAAUGGGGACAUUGAACAGUCAUUGACACUAAUCUAUUUGCCAACACACAGAUCCCACAGUUAGUGAGUAAAGGCUACCGACUCCCUCCACCUUCUGGCUGCCCCAAGACAAUCUACAACCUCAUGAUAGACACAUGGCACCCAGAUUCAUCGAGCAGACCUCAACCGAGGGAUGUGUUGAAGGGUCUUCUGGGGAAUGUUGAGCAGGUACUGGCUAUACCUCCUGAAGAUGUGCCAGCUGACAGCCAGGCUGCUGUCCUGGGAGCUCCUCUGGACAGAGCCUCUCGUCUCUACCAAGACCUUCAGAAUACUUACACUGUGUAGCUCACUCUGAAACUGGUGUACAUGUACAGUAUACAUUCCAGCCUUUUUAACCUGUGUUAUUGUAAGCAAUUGUGUGAAUAAUGUACAAUUACAACACAC